GCCAAAUUCCUUUUCAAGUUGUUCAGCUUGGUUUACCCCAAAUUCAAUUUCCUUUUCAAAGGUUUCCCUUGAAAUUUGAUUUUAUUGUGGGGUUGUUGAUCCAGAACUGUUAACAUGCUUGGUGUUGAGAAAGCUUAUCUUUUGGCUGAUGAUGCAGGCAAAGGCUGCAAUGCAAGCAGGAUUGAGAAAAGGAAAUGCGAGCGAAAGGUCUGCAUUGGGCAUGAUAGGUAUUUCUGCUCAGGAAAGUCAAAGAGGAGACGAAAUGGCUAACAGCUCUGAUUCUUCUAGAGAUUCACUUGAAUAUUUUGAUGCUCAAAGAGCAUUUCCAAGAUCACGUCAAGCAAGCCACAAUGAUGAAAGGGCAAAGAUAGCAUCAUCAUCUGCCCCACUGUCAAUGUUGCUUAUUCCUUCCUUAAAAGACGCCCUUGCUGAUGAAUCGAAAGGGUUAGUUGUGCGUGCAGUUACAAAUUCUCUUGUGAAUAUGGAGCAUAAAAACCCUGGAUCUUGUGAAGCUCUUGUUUGCAAGUUGCUUGAGAGAUUGGCAAGUUCAAAAGGAUCUUCGUUGGAAGAAAUGCAAGAGAUGGCGACUUGCAUGUUCAUUAAGGGCAAGACAACAUCCAAAGAGACACAAAACAUGACUGCAGAAGCUGAAAAUAGGAGAAGGCAACAACAGAAGCAACUUCAUACAAACUCCAACAUUAGCUCGCUUGCAAGAUUUCUACUUUCGAGAUGGCAAAGCCAAGUUUCAAAUAAUAUCAAUCCAGCAUAAGGAGGAAGAAGGGGUGGAAAUGAUUACAUUACAUCCUUAUUUUGUAGUGUGCUUUCUAGUUUUUUGCAUCUAUUCCGCUUCAAUGUACAUAGCAUUGUAAGAAAAUGGUGUAUUUAUCAUCCAUUAUUCAUUCUUUUUCUGUUUUAAAGUUUUGUUUUGCAAUUUAAUGUAUAAUUAGGUUUUUGGUAAUAUACAUUACAGAUGUAA
Messenger RNA from Rubroshorea leprosula, 976 nucleotides. The record is from the annotation of a GenBank genome assembly. Lineage: Eukaryota; Viridiplantae; Streptophyta; Magnoliopsida; Malvales; Dipterocarpaceae.